UGUGUCUCACAUGUCAUUUGGCCUCUUAAGGGUUACGUCAAGGGAGAUUAAGGUAAUGGGCUUUCUUUCACGCAGCCCAUGAGCAUGUCCUGCCCUGACAGGCCUAUUUCAUAUGCGUGUCUAGGAUCAUGGACGCCUUUUAUGUCACAUUGCAUAUCACUUUGGUAUUCCAGUUCAUCUCUUUUGGAUCGUCAACUUGUUUGUUCGGUUGCUCCUGCACAGAUGAUAACUUAGGAAGGUCUUUACUAUGUAUGGAAACCUCCAUGGGAGAAAUCCCAGUGGACAUCCCACAUGAUUUCAUUAAAAUCCGAAUUGAAAAAUCCCAUCUGACUGAAUUACCCCGAGGAUCCUUCUCAAAAGUGCCUGCCUUGGAGUUCCUCUGGCUAAAUUUUAAUGAGAUCGCUCUGAUGAACAUGAAAAGCCUAGAGAGGCUCGCUAACUUGACUGAGCUAAGGCUACAAGGGAACAAGCUGACUUCAGUACCAUGGACAGCAUUUCAGGAUACACCAAAACUCAAGAUUUUGGACCUAAAACACAAUCACCUGGAUGUGCUACCCGAACAUGCUCUGAGAUAUUUACCUGCGCUGACCUACUUAGAUUUAUCCUUCAAUCAGCUUAGUGUCAUAGCAAAAGAAGUCUUCAUUAAUUGGCCCCUUUUCCAAAUAGCUGAGAAAGCCUGGGCAAAAGAAGGGAUGGUGUCAAAUGUGGUUUUGGGGCUGCAUGAUAAUCCCUGGUUGUGUGACUGCCGCCUCAAAGGCUUUGUGGAGUUCACCAGGGCAGUCAGCCCUCCCAUCAUCCUGAUGAACUCUUAUCUGAUGUGUUCAGGUCCAGCUCUCAAAGCUCACAAGUUUUUCCACGAGAUUCAGUUAAAAUCAUGCAUGAGGCCAGUGACCUCUGCCCCAGAAACCAACAUCACUUUACCUCUGGGAGCAAAUGCAACCCUAACAUGCUUAGUGAAGGGCAGGCCAGAGCCGACCAUUCAGUGGAUGUACAGUCUGAAGAUUAUAAGAGGAUUUGUUGCAUCACAGACAAACAUCGAUGAGGAGACCUUCUCUUCCCAGCUCCUGAUCCCCUCUCUUCAUCUGGCAGACCGAGGACUCUACACCUGCACGGCCAACAAUUUCAUUGGCAACUCCUCUGUCAACAUUACAGUUAACAUCACCUCUUCUGAUUCCUCCCUUCCUCUCCUACCGCCUGUCCCUAUGCUGUCAUCUGAGAAGAAUGCCUACAUUGAAAUACACAUAGCCAAACAGACAGUUUAUGGAAUUACCUUAGAGUGGCACGCAGCAACUGAAAAUCCUGCAGAAACUUGGUUCACCAUCCACUUUGGCAAAUAUGAUUCACCAAAGAAGGAAAUGAUCUACAUUGGCCCGGGCAUCAACAGUUACUCGGUCAGUAAUCUGCUUCCUGUCACCAAAUACGAGGUGUGUGUGACCCUGAAGAACCACCCACCAAGGGAAGGUCAGUGCAUUGUGUUUGUAACAGGAAGUGACAUUAGUGAGAUGGAGCAGAAAGAAAGGUUAAUCCACAUUAUAGUUAUUGUGUGCGCAAUGGUGCUGGCUGUGCCGGUUGGCAUGUAUGCCUGCACCACAGAGGCCAGGUUCAGCUGUGUGGACCGGUUUGUGGAUCUGUGGAGGAUGCACAGAAUGCAUGAUGAAAACCUGCAGGAGGGGGCGAGGCAGGGCACUUUUGACAGCCUGCAGGCAACCAGCGAUGAAGCUUUGUGCAAAAGUUCGAUGGAAAAGCCAACAAAGAGACGGAGGUCUGAGGAUAAGUGCAAAGGAGGAAGUGCAGCUUACCUGUACUAGCAUCAAAGUCAAAGUCAAGUCAACUGCAUUCAUAAUACAUUUCUACAUGAAGUUUAUUUGUAGUUUAAGUUUGUGCCUCUAAAUGUAUGUGUUACAGUUGAAUUACAAAGCUAAGUAUACUAUUUUCUAAAAUACAUGCACCAUUAUUUUUCUGGUUCACACUUUGAAGACUCUUCUGACCAUGUAAGUAAAAACAUUAAAAUAAAACUUUAAAAAAAUUUGAAUUGUACAUAUAUUAUAUGGUAAAAUAACAUUUGUUCAUGGGGUAAACAUGUUUUCCCUUUCAGUGUUGGACUUUUGUUAUAAUUCCUCUUUUUGACUUUGCUGCUUAUAUAAACUCAGACGCACACAUCCACUUUGAAUGUAUGUAUAUUGCAAGCUGUCACCUGAAAAUGGAGAUGCCUUUCUUCCUUGUUAAAUGGAGGGUUUAUUUUCUAUUUUAGUGUCACUUUGUGAAAUAAAAAAAUAAAUCGUGUGUAAUUAAGUUAUCAUGCAGUAUUGCAAUAUGAUGUUGUGGAUUGUACGUGUGUUUCUGGCCUGCUUUGAUUUACUUUGUCUUGAAAAUGUUUUUAAUCUUUUUGUGUUUUCUCUUAAGGACUGCAGAUUUAUUAUGACUGAAUGAAAUGCGUUUGAUGUGGAUUAAAAAGAAGUCAAAGACAAA
Haplochromis burtoni (Burton's mouthbrooder) is the source of this 2469-nucleotide messenger RNA. Its product is annotated as leucine-rich repeat, immunoglobulin-like domain and transmembrane domain-containing protein 2. The transcript has 3 exons. Gene Ontology annotation, molecular function: protein binding. The coding region runs from base 129 to 1808 and encodes 559 amino acids. Lineage: Eukaryota; Metazoa; Chordata; Actinopteri; Cichliformes; Cichlidae. The record is from RefSeq and is a predicted model, not a curated record.